CUCUUACCAAUUAACAUCCAUUCGCGUUUCACUUCCAAGUUUUGCCUAAGGUUUUCAUAACCUUAUGCAACAUGCGUAUAGAAACGUGUUAUUUUUGUUCGUCUCGGAUUUAUCCAGGACAUGGAAUUCAAUUUGUAAGGAACGAUUGUAAGAUAUUCAGAUUUUGUCGUUCAAAAUGUCAUGCUGCAUUCAAGAAGAAGAAAAAUCCAAGAAAAGUCAAAUGGACCAAAGCAUACAGGAAAACUGUUGGCAAGGAGUUGGCAGUGGAUCCAUCCUUUGAAUUUGAAAAGAGAAGAAACAUCCCUGUUAAAUAUAAUAGAGAAUUAUGGAACAAGACGAUUGAUGCAAUAAAAAAAGUAGAAAAUAUUAGACAGAGGAGACAGAAUCUACAUAUAAUGCAGAGAUUGCGUAAAGGACGUGAAAUAGAACAAGAAAGAGACAUUAGAGAAGUUCAACGUGAUUUAUCUCUUAUAAGAUCACCUGCUGCAGGAUUGAAAGAAAGGAGAAAGUUGGAGGAAGCUGCAGAGCAAGAAGAAAAGAUGCAAGAAUCUAAUGAUGAACAAGAGCCAGAAGAAAUGGAAAUGAACAGUUAAAUUUAUGUUUUCAAAUAGAAACAUCUUUCAAACAGACUUUGUACAUUCAUGUAUCACAUUCAUUAUGAAGGAAUAUUUCAUGAUCAUCUAAUUUACAUAAAGAAUGGAAAUACACUUUUAUAAAUGUAAGAAACAUGUAUUAUAAGUUAUGUCAUUCAUUAUUUUCAUAUAGGCGAUUGUAUUAACAGCUUGUAAAUAAAUUUUU
Molecule: messenger RNA, 798 nt
Organism: Megachile rotundata (alfalfa leafcutting bee)
Lineage: Eukaryota; Metazoa; Arthropoda; Insecta; Hymenoptera; Megachilidae
Gene: RpL24-like
Product: ribosomal protein L24-like
Biological process (GO): ribosomal large subunit biogenesis
Cellular component (GO): nucleolus
Molecular function (GO): structural constituent of ribosome
Source: RefSeq, a predicted model, not a curated record